GCGCACACACACACACACACACCCACCCACCAGCACCAGCCAGCCAGCCUGCAUGCACGGUGUGAAGAGUGCGACUUGCAGAAGACUCGCAUUGUUUAGCAGGUGUCGAGUCGUCGGAGUUUCCACGGUUGCUGUUUAUUUUCAUGUCGCUGUGUAAAUGCCAGCGAUUUCUUCAAUGAUGGUUGAGAUAGGGAGACUGUUUGACGCAGUCGGCGUUCUUCUCCAUGUGCCAGUGUUUUCUUCCUAAUACGAUACACACCCAAGGUUUUCCUCCCCAGUUCAGUCGAGACAUGCUCGUUUUUGAGACCGGCGCUUCCUAAUGAUUACUUAAAGAGGAGUAAGGAGGAAGAAUGAAAAUGCUUCGCUUUCGCAGUUCCAGCAUCAAGUCGUUAAGUCAAGAUAUCAAAUGUACAAUCAGACACCUGGAUGACACUGAGCUACCUUGCAUUAUCCAGAAGGACGCAAAAGGACAAUUCCUCAUUGAUUAUAUCUGCAAACACUUCAACUUGUUGGAGAAGGAUUACUUUGGCAUUAGAUAUGUUGAUCCAGAGAAGCAAAGGCAUUGGCUAGAACCCAACAAGACAAUUGUAAAGCAAAUGAAAUCUCAGCCUCCCUACACCAUGUGCUUCAGAGUGAAAUUUUAUCCUGCAGAACCAAUGAAGGUCAAAGAAGAACUCACCAGGUAUUUACUGUAUCUUCAAAUUAAAAGGGAUAUAUUUCAUGGACGCCUGCUUUGCUCCUUGUCAGAUGCGGCUUUCUUGGGUGCAUAUACUUUACAAGCUGAAUUGGGUGAUUAUGAGCCCAAUGAACACCCAGACGGUUAUGUUAGCGAAAUCAAAUUGUUUCCUAAACAAACACAGAAGCUGGAAAGAAAAAUGGCAGAGAUUCAUAAAAAUGAACUAAGAGGACAGAGUGCGGCUGUUGCUGAACUGAACCUCCUGCAAAAGGCUCACACAUUAGAAACCUAUGGCGUGGAUCCACAUCCCUGCAAGCCAGUGUAUUCGUGCAAACAGGCCGCCGUAACUUCUCCAGAAGUGCGGCGGAGAGGGAGCAGCUUCGAGGAAAUUCCCAGCCAAUUUUUCCAGAACUCUGAUUCCUCAGGAGCAACAGCUUUCAUAGGGUUCACUGCCAUAGGUUUUGUCGUGUUCCAAGGGAAUAAACGGAUCCACCUCAUAAAAUGGUCUGAUGUCAGCAAAUUGAAAUUCAGUGGGAAGACGUUCUGUGUUCAUGGUCUUCAGAAAGAAAAGAAGAUUGUGCUGACAUACCAUACCUCAACACCAGAUGCUUGUAAACAUCUUUGGAAAUGCGGUGUGGAGAACCAAGCAUUUUAUAAGUAUGCAAAAUCCAGUCAAAUUAAGACGGUCUCCAGCAGCAACAUCUUUUUCAAAGGCAGGAGAUUUCGCUUCAGUGGAAGAGUUGCCAAAGAAGUUUUAGAAGCAAGCACCAAAAUUCAGCGCACCCCACCUGAAGUUCACAGGUUUACACUUGCUCAGAGCCGCAGUUGCUGUUCUCUGUCCAAGCAUCUGAUAACAAAUGUGGAAACCGUGGAGUCGUGCCUCCCAUCCCCCACUGAGUCUGAGGAGCACUCCACUAUGGACGAUGGAGAACUGUUAAAAUUAAAUGAUCAAUCAACACCAGAUGAGGAAGAGGUAAAAGAGUUGCAUAAUAAGUUAAUAGAAAUGGAAGAAUCAGGAUGUGAAAACCAAGAGGAAAAGAACGAAGAUUGUCCAACUAUAUCUGAGUUAGUGUACAAUCCAAGUACCAGCGUCCUGCCUACACCUGUGGAAGAUGGUGGGAUGGAUUUGCUUUUCAAUAGUCAUUCAAUUGGGAAUCAGAAGGAUAAUGAAGGCUCAUACAAUGAGUUAGAUGCAACUGAAACUACACCGCUGAUUGGUGAUGAGGAGGAGCUGAAGGAGGUGAAGUGGGUAUUUUCUAGGAGUUUUGAAUUGUUGACAAGCAACAGACAUCUGAAUAUGUUGUCAAAGAGCUUUGUGAAACUGCUUCUGGUGGGACUGGGAUUGCUGCUGUUUGCUUUCCCACUUCUAUUGGUUUUGCUGGAAUCUGACAUUGAUGCUUCUUUUCUGAGGGAAAUCCGGCAAACGCCUGAGUUUGAGCAGUUUCACAAUGAAUACUUCUGUCCACUUAGACAGUGGCUGACAUGUAAAAUACACUAUGUUCUUGACAAGCUAGGCAGCUCCUGAGGCUGCAUCAGUGUGCAGUGGACUAACAGUAACAACAACUUCUCUGAGCAAAACUUAUUUCUGCUGUUUUUACAGUUUUUAUGUUUUGUACCUUUUUAAUGUGGUUUAAAAGUAUUUCAGGAAAUUUUAUUCAGUUUUUAUUUAAAGUGAAACAUGCUCAUGAAAUUAUUGAAUUGAACAUCCAAAGUAAUAGGUGUGGCAUGAAAGAAAUAUUUUAAAUUAAUGGAAAGUUUUAUCCGGUGUUCAAGAGUAUUGUAUUCUUGAGUGAGUGCACAACAUUUUGUCUCCAUUCAUCCCCCGGUGACAUUGAGAUUCAAAAGACUCUACAGACAUGAAAAAUUGUUUUGUUAAAUUGAUCUUGUAUAUUUUCAAAAUUGUAUUUCCUGCAAAAGGCAUUGUUUUGGGGGUUGGUAGUUACACAUACUGCAGUGAUGUCAAUAUUCAGUUUAUUAGAAAUUAUCAGUUAAGUCUAUAAUAACUAGUACCAGGUUCAUUGGGGAUGAAUAUUUUUGGAGAUUUUUUUGCUUGUCCAUUGUAGUUUGGAGGGAAGAGUGGCAGAAGUCUUAGAAAGUUAUUGGAAAUUGCAUUUAAACUAUGCAAAUGCAACUGUUAUAACUAAAUUCUCCAACCAACUGAAAGGUUUUCAGGUAGAGGAGACUUGAAAUGAUGUAAAUAAAAGUAGGAGCUUUCUCUUACUUUUUACUUACUGUUUUGAAAGAGUAGGGAAAAGGGAAGUUAAUGAAAGGUGAUGUUGUCACUUUGGGUCUAGAUUCAUAAAAUUGUCGUGUUGCUAUGAUCUGAGGUAAGGAAUCAAAAGACAUUGGAUAACUGCCUAAAUGCUUUCAUUUUUGGUGGUUUUAUAUGCUUAUUCACAUCAUGAAGCAAACUGAAAUUUAUCAAUAUAAGAGUCUUUUAACUGUGAUAUUGAAUUAUACCUUGUCAAGUAACUACUCAUUUACAAUAAUGUUGUCAAUAUUCAAAAUGUUACAUUUUUCUUCGUAAAAACAUAAGAUGGUUCAUGGGAAAAAUCAUUAGAAUUAAUUUUCUGUUUUUAUGUACAGGCUCGUGUUUAAGGAAUUCAAUCACAA
This is a messenger RNA of Leucoraja erinaceus (little skate), 3289 nucleotides long. RefSeq names its product FERM domain containing 3 (gene frmd3). The coding region runs from base 351 to 2201 and encodes 616 amino acids. NCBI's taxonomy places the organism in Eukaryota, Metazoa, Chordata, Chondrichthyes, Rajiformes, Rajidae. The record is from RefSeq and is a predicted model, not a curated record. Gene Ontology annotation, cellular component: cytoskeleton. The transcript is spliced from 15 exons. Gene Ontology annotation, molecular function: cytoskeletal protein binding.